CCCUCUGAGCACUGGCUUCGCCAUCCAGCAUGGAUGGAUGGCGCCAGAUAUCCGCCACGCUUCUAUGUGAGUCUCGACGAGAUGAACAGCGACCGCGUCGCAGCAGGAUACCCCCCUAUCCCGCCCUACAUGGAGCCCCCUCCACCUCAAGUUCGCGCCGCCGCACCAGCCGUAGCCGCUCAACCUGCCGCCGCCGCCGCCGUCGCUCAUCCCCCUGCCGCCGCUCAUCCCCCUGCCGCCGCUCAGCCCCCUGCCGUCGCUCAUGGUCUCCCUCGCCACCCUCUUGCCAAUAUCGCUGAACAAGAGGUCGCCGGCGGUCCUCCCCCUCCUGCAGCCGCAGGGCAUCUGGUCUCUGUCACGAUACUAUACGUUAGUACAGUACCGGUGGCCGGGAGCCGGGCCUCCCGAGGUGUGACGAAGAAAGUCAAGGAGAAAAUGGUCAAGUCGGACCAUAUUCUCGUUGACGGUGCUUCACGCGUCAACUUCAUCCAUGCUGCCCUCGCUGUCCAUGACCUAGCUGACCAGUACUGCGCUGGUGCGAUGACUGGGCCCCCCGUGAAAAUAUGGUGGCCAGGUUCGAGCGGUGGAAAGUCAGGUGCAUCGACUGUCGACACUGACCACGACUUCGAAGUUACGAAGGUGGCCAUCCUGCGAAAGAACAGGGCUAGCUGUAACGUGAACAUCGAGUUCGAUCUCGAUCUAAUGGAUGGCUAUCGUAUUCGCAAGCGAGCCAUUCCGCCCAUGCUGGCGUUGCAGGAUGAUGAGGAAGAGCUUCAUCGUGGAGACAAGGUGCCUCGUCUGGAGCUGUUCAGUGAAGAAGCUCAGAUCAAUGGGCAAAUGAUCUUGCAGCUUAAGGCAAAGUGGGCCUGUGAACGCCAUCAAGGCGAGCAUGGCGAGCCGGGGUUCUGCUACGUCGAUGAAGCAGGCGUCCACCUUGGUUUGAACAGCCGUAAGUUGAAGUUAUGGGCAGCGGCAAUUUCAGCUGCAGAUGCGACGAAGCAUCAGCCACCUACUACGGUCGACUUUGAUGGCUUGCGCGACGGUCGAAUGAACGUCAACCGGCCGCGCGGUCGUCCACCCACUGCAAGCGGCUCAGCGUCGACAUCUAACGAUCUCACUGCAUUGCUCAUGGCUGCAAUGAUUCCCCUCAUCACGAGCCAGCUUGCGCCCAAGGUCCCAUCCGCACCUAUUGAUACCGCCUCUGUCUCUGCUCCGUCCACUCCAAAGCGCAUUCGACCCAUUCCUCCCCCGCCUCAGUCCCCGUCCCCGGCACCAGGCACAGAGCUUCAUGUCUGCAUCGCAGACUUCCUUGCUGCAAAGAAUAUCGAUAUGGGCGGAGCAGAGAUGGCGCUGAUGGAGUUAGAACUGACGCCUGACAUCAUGAAUGAGGUCCCCGUCGCUCGCCUCUGUGAUGUUCUUGGGGCAGUCGAGGGUCGGGUUCGGAAGUUCCAGCUAUUCUGCAAGGAGUGGGUGGCUCGUGUGGAGGAUAAGAAGCGUCGGGGUUUGUGA
This is a messenger RNA of Trametes versicolor FP-101664 SS1, 1509 nucleotides long. RefSeq lists its product as uncharacterized. The record is from RefSeq and is a predicted model, not a curated record. The annotation marks the transcript as partial. Lineage: Eukaryota; Fungi; Basidiomycota; Agaricomycetes; Polyporales; Polyporaceae. The transcript is spliced from 7 exons.